AUGAACCACCAUCAUACUACUAAGGGCUCGGCCCUUUGCGGCUUGACGAUUUUCCAUACUCGGCACAAGGGACCUGAGAAGAAUCGACUGUUGAAGCCGGACGAGCCAAGUCAGUGA
This is a messenger RNA of Fusarium verticillioides 7600, 117 nucleotides long. RefSeq lists its product as hypothetical. The record is from RefSeq and is a predicted model, not a curated record. The transcript has a single exon. The coding region runs from base 1 to 117 and encodes 38 amino acids. NCBI's taxonomy places the organism in Eukaryota, Fungi, Ascomycota, Sordariomycetes, Hypocreales, Nectriaceae.